AUGUUAUCGUCAUCGGCGUUAUCGGAGCCCCCCGAACAGCUGCGCACUCAGCUUUCGUCACCGGACUCACCACAAGCACCGGAAAAGAAGCGAAGUCCGUCACCACCAUGGCAGCCGCCUAAACAGAAGAAACGCACUUCAUUAUCGGAAUCGACAUGGUCAAUGAUUUCGUCGUCGAUAUCGGCAGCGGAAUCAUUCAAACUACCGCAGAAGAAACGCAAUUCAUCAUUGCCAUCGAUAUCGGGCAUAACCAAACCGAUGAUCCCCAAUCCCAAUCCCAAUCCCAUACUCAAGCGCAAGUCCGCAUCGUCACCGGUGUCUAAUAUCCCAGAAAAGAGUCGCAAGUCUUCAGCGUCGUCGACCUCCACAUCGUAUCUACUUGGAAAGAGGAUCAGUAGCUCGGAGGAUAAUUCGAUAUGGGAGUCACCACUAUCCCCUCCCCCGGAUGACAAAUCGACAUGGGAGUCACCCCUGUCCCCACCACCAGAAAAGAGGCGUAAGUCAUCGGAAAAGAAGCGUAAAUCAUCCGAAAAGAGGCGGAAGUCACAUGAAAAGAAGCGCAAAUUAUCUAGAAUGUCAAUGUACUCGGAUAUAUCUGACUCACCCGAGUCCCCACCACCGGAAAAUAGUCUUAAAUUAUCUCGCAUGUCGAUGUACUCCGAUAUAUCAGACACGCCCGCCUCUCCGCCACCGGAAAAGAGGCGCAAGUCCACUGGCAUGUCAAAGGUAUCGGUGAAAUCGGAGCAAUCGGAUAUAUCGGCAAAGUCGGAGCAACCGCAGGUAUCAACCCAAUCGGAGGUAAACGAGCCAUGGUAUAUGCGCACUCUGGAUCCCAGCGCCGGGCCGAGGGGCUUCGCCCGUGGCCUGGAACCGAUCAAGGUACUGGCCGCCACCGAUGCUCUGGGCGACAUCAUGCACUUGAUGCAGUGGAAGGGAUGCUCCCAAAUUGAUCUGGUGUCACAUGAGGAGACCAGCACUUUGUGUCCCCAUCUGGUCAUCGAGUACUACGAGCAGCUUCUGUCCUGGCACAAUGUGCCAAAUCUCACGGAUGUCAUACUCGGUGUCAGUAACUGGAAGAAAAAGGGUUACGUCAACCGAUACAGAGAUAGAUAUGGCAAAAAAGGUCCACGGCCAACCGAAAUUCUGUGA
Drosophila subobscura is the source of this 1149-nucleotide messenger RNA. RefSeq names its product histone-lysine N-methyltransferase 2D-like. The transcript has a single exon. Bases 1 to 1149 code for a protein of 382 amino acids. The record is from RefSeq and is a predicted model, not a curated record. NCBI's taxonomy places the organism in Eukaryota, Metazoa, Arthropoda, Insecta, Diptera, Drosophilidae. Gene Ontology annotation, cellular component: nucleus.